AGACGGACUGUACCAUUGAGCGACUGAGUUACAAAUGACUGUUAACUACCAGCCGGGUCGUGAUCAUGAACCGGAAUGAUCCAAAGUUGCUGGAAGGGACUGGGAGACUCUCGGGCAAAUUUGCUCUCGUCACAGGCGGAGGCAGUGGCAUUGGGCGGGCGACCUGUCAGGUCUUCGCCAGAGAGGGGGCCACAGUCGCCGUGGUGGACGUUAACGAUACAGGUGCAGAGGAGACGGUACAAUCCCUUCAGAAACGAGGUCGGUUUCCACACAAGUCUUACGUCACAGAUGUGACGUCAGCAGGUGCCGUAUCCAGACUGGUGGAGUCCGUGCGUACAGAUUACAGUGUCGUCCCUGACGUCAUUCUGGCGUCACAGGGAGUCCAGACGCACACAGCGUUCCUGGACAUGGACGAGGAGACGUUCGACAAGAUCAUCAGCGUCAAUCUUAAGGCAACAUUUCUGGUGGUGCAGGCGUUCUCUCGGCUGAUGGUAGAGAACAAGGUGGCAGGCGGGUCUAUCAUAACCAUGGGCAGCCUCAGAGCGGCACAGGUGGGCACGGCUUUAAAUUGUAAAGGACGUCCAUUCUAG
This is a messenger RNA of Branchiostoma floridae (Florida lancelet), 590 nucleotides long. RefSeq names its product estradiol 17-beta-dehydrogenase 8-like. The transcript is spliced from 5 exons. Bases 66 to 590 code for a protein of 174 amino acids. The record is from RefSeq and is a predicted model, not a curated record. Lineage: Eukaryota; Metazoa; Chordata; Leptocardii; Amphioxiformes; Branchiostomatidae.